Ectocarpus siliculosus is the source of this 5250-nucleotide messenger RNA. The record is from the annotation of a GenBank genome assembly. Lineage: Eukaryota; Phaeophyceae; Ectocarpales; Ectocarpaceae.
AUGCAACAUACCUUCCGCGUUCAACGGCAGCGACAUAUAGCUUCAUACGCGUCCGAUACCGGUAGAGUCAGCGAUACGGCGUUCGAUUCGAGCUUGAAGAUGACGACAGAAAGUACCAGGAAGACUGGAGGUCGACGUUUGCUAAAUACGGUGAGGGGCAAGCCCCGAAGAAAGCGGAGAAGGACAUCCAGGAGUAUUUCGCCAUCUCCGUCGGACAUAGGGCCUACCCCUGUACGGCUGUCUUCUGCGAUCCGGAACAAUCGACAGACCGGAAACAAGUCGAUACGGGCACUACCGCUUCACAUGGGCUUCUCCCUUUCAGAAACGAAGCACCUGCGUGCAGCACUAAAUUUGGCGAGCCACGACGCUCGUCUUUUGAGGACGAACCUGAAAUACGCGUUGGGGAAUGUGGAAGGGCUUCUGCCCGAGAGAGCGGCACGUGCUGCAGUUGAUUCACUCGUUGCGCGUGGAGACACUCACGGCGACCUAGACACAGAGACGGCACUAAGGCUAAGCAGAGCAGUUGCUCUAUCUCCAGACUCCGCCGAAGGCUGCGCGAAGUCAGCAGGGACUAGAAAAGACAGGAACCCUGAGAGCCGAUGUAUGGCCGUCGAUGCUAGAUGUUCGUCUCCUGACACAAAACGUUUCGACGCCACUCCAUCAAGCGGGGGGGCGGCGUCUCCCCAAGGUGGCGUUGGCCUUGAUGUUGACGAAAGCAACCACGUUCUUCCGGACGAUGACGAAAGUAUCUGUCUCAAACAACCGACGCGCAACCGUCCCUACAGCAGCGAUGGAGAAAAACGGGUUGUGGAUCGACAGCGUCUGAUUGUCGUUCUCGCGGCGGAAGAGCGGAUCAAUGCUAUGGCCAGUCACCUCGGAUCAGCCCAUACAAUGACCAACUUAUUCUCGUUGCUUUUGCCGGCGAAAGGGCAAAUGGAUGGUCCAGUUGCUCCAGACCUCUCGGAAGAACCUGUGAACCGUUCCUUGGCAACUGUAGCAAAGCAACGAGAGGCACAUACCACGGGAGGAAUUCCAAUCCCGAGCCACGAUCUCUCUGGUCCUCGUGAGAACGGAAGGUCCUGGCUGGGAACCCAGGGGCGCGCACACAGCGCCGAAGACACCCUGUUGCACCCCAAACAGGAUGAUACUUGGCGAAAUUCAGUUGCUGCCGCUUCAUUCAGGAAACGAGCAGGAGAUGAAGGAAGAGGAGGAGGAGUCACGUCCGAUGCCGAGGGCGACAACCACUGCCGAAAGAAGCGAAGUAAACGGGGUGAGAAGGGAGACACAGGCGCGGAAAAGGAGCAGCAAGGGGUGGCAUACAGGGCCGGCGACAAUGAACGAUCCCGAUUGAGAAAAUCCAGUUCUUUCGCAGAGGGUCAGCGGCACCAAGCAGAGACAUUUGAGGCCAGUGCCGUGGACACCCCAUCGCGAUGUUCCCUUCCUAAGCUUAAGACUUCAAGCGUGAGCCGCGCCUCAACGCGGGAUGAGUACGACCGGUUCGGUGGCCGAGAGACACCAUCCGUGCUUCGACGAAGUGCGCUUUCGGGAGGUGGUGAGAAGUCCUGGAAGGCGGUGGAGCAACUUCGUCACCAGCUGGAAGUCACCGAGUGCGGGCUGCUGGAUCUCAAUGCGAGGGUACGAGCGGACGUGGCUUGGGUGCAGGAGACGGUCGGAGCCCGGAUGUCCCGCAGGGCUAGGGUAUCGUGCUGCAAGUGGGGCUCAGAAAAGAUUGCGGAACUCACUUUUAGGUGGGAACGGCGAUCGCUCGACAAGGCCAUGGGGACAUGGACACGCUACCGCGAAUACAUGGCGAACAGGCUUUGGGUUAGGAAGCGAGGGGAGAGACGCAGAGCCAAAAGGAUUGCGGCACUGGAGGCGCGCCGGCGCGGAACGAUCAAGAUCCAAAAAUGCGCGAGGGGCUUCAUCGGCCGUCGGAAGGUGUUGGUUGUGCGGGAAAAGCUUCUACAUCAACACGGGUCCAUUGUCAUUCAGACCACCUGGAGGGGCAUGUUGGGCAGGCGAAAGGCUGGAGAAGCGAAGAGGGACAUGGAGCUUACGUGGGCUGCACAGAAUAAGGCGGCGAUUCACAUCCAGACCGCGCAGCGCCGGAAGGCUGCGAUAGCCGCAGCAGAGACGAGGAGGACAAUCCAAGCGCUACAGCGCCGUAAGUCGGCCGAGAUAGCCGCCAUCUCCAUCCAGAGAGUAGUGAGGGGGCAGGCAGCGCGAACGGCGACGGGGGCUGAAGUCGAAAAGAGAAAGGGCGACGAGGACCAAGAUGGCUUCGCUUCUUCAGGGGUUGCUGGCCCUGGAGCUGGUGCCGAGAACGAUGGCGUGGGGGCGCCUAUUUCGGCGUCGACGUCGUUGCCAGAACAGGUCCAGACCUCGUCUCUGCCGCAGGAAGACGAGAGUAAAGCUCAGGACGCAACAGCAGCGCAACAACACGAGGCAGAGAGUUCACCGUCGGUAACCGCUGAUCUGCAGCAACCCCCUGCUGUUGCGGCCCUGUCCCCUGGCGAAAAAGCAGCCCGGGCGCAAGCUGCGUGCAGGAUUCAGGCAAUUGGCCGAGGGAGGGCCGCGAGGACUGUGGCCCAGGAGCGCAGGCAGAAACGAAUCGAAGAGCAAUUCCACCGGGCGAGCGUUUGGGGGCAACAAGUAGACGGAGGGCAAGAUACUACAGCAAACCAACGAGCAUCCGAGAAACUCCCCACUCCCAAGUCGUCACCGCAAGCUCCACUGCGGUCGUCAUCGCUCUUCUCAUCGGGGACUGGGGCAGCAAGUCGCGAUGUGACGGAAUCAUUGGGGAAACAAAAGGGUCAGCCCGAAGCUGCGACUCUGAUUCAGGCAGCGUUCAGGGGGGGCAAGGCGAGGUGGGGGGCGGAUCGGCUUCGGGACGACUACAAGACCAGAAAGGACGAGGCCGACGCGCGAGCGCGAGAGAAGUUGGAGGCAGACGCGGCCGUGAGGAUUCAGACCCAAGCACGAGCUAGGGCAGCCAGAGCGCGGCGCGAGGAGCAUCGCCAGAGGCACGCCGCUCGCGUGGGAUCCAUCCGCAGCAGCGGGAAAGCGGCUGCCGACGACCUUCGCGCCUUGUCUCGCCCCGGAACCGCUUCUGCUGCAGUUGCGGCUACCAACAUUGGCCAAUUGCCCACCGUCGUAGGAGCAGCGGUGGGGCGGGAGCUUCGAGAACAAAACCCGGCAGCACGAGGGCAUCGGCAGCAGGCACGGGUGGGCGAUCACGGUCACCGUCGUCGGCAAGCCCGAAAAAAUCACCGAGUACAAGAUCGGCACCCAACACGGCUCAUCGUUCGGUUGCGUCGCCGCCAAGUUCUUCGAGGACAGCAGGGGUCACCCCAAGCCGUGACCGUCGAAGUGUUGCUGGCAGGGGUGAUCGUACCACCAUCAUGGAUCACAGGCGAGAAGAGGGAGCUCAGAGAUACAAUCGAUAAGGAGCUGGCGGCGAAGCUGGCAAAGCAGGAGAAAGAGAGAGAGCGAACCUCGAGGGAGGCAGAGGAGGAGCGAAAGCGAGACAGGGAAGCCGUCGAAGAGGCUAUGCGAGCUGUGCAAGAAGCACACAACAAGGACUCGGAAGAGAUCGCCCUCAUCAAGGUUCGGCUCGAAGAAGAAGAGGACGCACGCCGUGCCGAACAGGACGCCGCCCUCCAGGUGUACGAAAAUUGUCUGGCAGAAAUUCGGGCCGAGGCCGAAAAAAGUCGAGUUGCCGCCGAGGCGGUCGAAGCCCUCCGCCGCGAGGUGGCAGAGAAGGAGGAGGAGAAGAGAAAACUCCGGGAAGAAGCCGACGCUCAAACGCAAGACCAAGAAGCGAAGGAGAAGCGAUCGAAAGAGCAGCAGAGCCGGGGGGCGGGGGCGGACAGGGUUGAAGCUGACCCACUUCAGUGCGGAAAUUCGCCUGCUCAGGAGCCGGGGCACCAGCUGGAGGAGAAAGAUGAGGGGGUAGAGAAGGAAGAAGAAGAGGCGGAAAGACGAAAGCAGAGGGAGAUAGAGGAAGAGCAGCGGGCGCGCGACGAGCGGCAGAAGGACGUCCUGCAGCAGCUGGCGGCGGAGAAGGUGGAGAAGCAACGUGUGGCUCUGGCUGAGCUUCAGGCCCGGCUAGAAGAGGAGGAGGCGAAACGGCUAGAGUCUCACGCCGCCUGGGAAGCUCGCCAGGCAGAGGAACAGGAAAUUGCACAGGAGGAGAGGCGCUUAGAGCUUGAGGCGAUCGAGAACUUGAAGCGUCAGCUUGAAGAGGAUAAGAUCAAGGCCAGUCAGGAUCAGGCCCAGGAACAAGAGCGUGUUCGACAGGAAGUGGAAAGGGUUGCAACCGCCGAAAAGAAGGCGAAAGAGGAAGCCAUUGUGAGGGAGGGGGCCAAACUCAUGGAGGAUGGCGACCUAGAGUCCGAUGAGGAAGGUCACGCGAGAGGCAGCAGCACAGAGGCCACCACUACCCGUGGAAGUAGUCGGUCGAAGUCUUCUGGAACGGCAGGGAGCUCCAGCCGUCAGACGUCGACAGGGUCCGGAGGAGGGAUGGUAUCGACGGAUGUGGAAGAGGUGGUAAAGAGAGAGAUCGAGUCGGCGACCGGGUCGCGCUUGGCUCAGGUAGAAGGGGCUCUACGAGAGUUAUCGAGGAAGCAAGCGGAGCUGGAGAGCAGGGAAAAGCAGCUCGACGAGGCAAACGGAACCUCCUCGGCAGGCGCACUUGCUUUGGUCGCCAACGCGGCGACCACCGGCGGCGCGUUGUCAGCAGUUGCUAGUGGCGCCGAAACUGGAGGGCUGGUCGUAUCCCACGGUGGAGGCCCUGCUGGUUCGGAGUGGGUCGAGUACUGGGACGAGAGCGCAGGCGCGAGCUACUUCUUCAACACCGUAACCCAGGAGGCUAGCUGGACAAACCCGAACGAAGGAGCGGAGUCUCAGGUAGCAGGGGGUGCUAUCGUGGCAAGUGAGGCUGGAGGUGGAGGGGCAGGAGGAGAAGGGGGCCGGGCCGCGGGUCCAGAAACACUUUCUCAGCCCGAAGACGGCCGCGCAAAGUGGACGGAGUGCUUGGACGAGGCCAGCGGAUCGACCUACUACUACAACGUCAUCACGGGCGAGGCUGUGUGGGAGAAACCAGCCGAGUUGUCAAAUAUGAAAAGCGCGGUCGGCGGCGUCCCUCAGUUCGACCGGCCGGAGGAUUGGGUGUGUUACCUCGACGAGACUUCCGGGGAGGAGUACUGGUUCAAUUUGACCACCGGAGAGACUCAAUGGGGAUCGGUAUAG